AUGUCGGUGAUGAACAACGUAUCAGAAAACACGGCAUUAGAAACAAACAACGAGGUGGUUGUCCCCGUGACUUGCUCUUGUGCAGGUAGAUUCUAUCAAGCCAACACCACUUAUGUUGUUCAAAUCAAUGAUAGUUACUACACCAUAACUAGCAACAUCUUUUCGAGUUUGACUACUUGCAACGCCAUCCAAACUCAAAAACUUAGUCCAAAUAUUAUUGACAUAUUCCCUGAUGAAAGGCUUACUAUACCACUAAGAUGUGCUUGUCCUACAAGAGCGCAAGUUGGUGAUGGGAUUAGGUACCUUGUUAGCUUUGUCAUCUACACAGGCGAUAAUGUUGGCAGCAUCGCGACAAGAUUUGGAGCUGAUGUUGGGCAAACUCUCGAAGCCAAUGAUGUAUCUGAGCAGGAUUCUGUUAUCUAUUCUAAUACAACGUUUCUUGUUCCAUUACAGAACCCACCUAACACAACAGAUCUUGUUCUCUUAGGGAACGAAAGCGAUAAUAAUAGAUCAUCACAUAUUGCUGUUGUAGGAACAUAUAGAUAUUUGGAAGAGUUUAUUGAUGUAGAGUCAUUAAAAUUUGACUUCAAGACAAUAAGAAAUGCAACAGACAACUUCGCCCUACGAAAUAAACUUGGACAAGGUGGAUUUGGUGGUGUUUAUAAGGGUAAACUUCGUAAUGGACAAGAAAUAGCAGUGAAAAGGUUGUCGACAUACUCAGGGCAAGGAAUUAAAGAGUUCAAAACAGAGGUUCUUUUGGUUGAAAAGCUCCAACAUACGAAUUUGGUUAAACUUUUGGGAUUCUGCUUACAUCGAGAAGAAAUGUUACUUGUUUAUGAACUCUUGCCUAAUGCAAGUCUCGACAAAUUCCUCCUUGACCGGAAGAGACAACCAUCCUUAGACUGGGAAACCCGGUACAAGAUCUUACUAGGAACCGCAAGAGGUCUAUUGUAUCUUCACGAAGAUUCGAGACUGAAAAUUAUCCAUCGAGAUCUAAAAUUGAGCAACAUUCUGUUAGAUGAAAAUAUGAACCCAAAGAUAGCGGAUUUUGGAUUGGCAAGACUUGUAGGGAGGGAUCAAAUUCAAGCAGAUACUAGUAAGAUUGCUGGCACAUACGGAUAUAUGGCCCCUGAAUAUGCUUUGACGGGGCGUUUCUCAAUCAUGUCAGAUAUUUAUAGCUUCGGAGUAAUAGCUUUGGAGAUAGUAACAGGCAUGGAGGUUAUGGAAAGACGGUGCUAUUUUAGACUUGGUAGAUCCAAGACUUGA
Molecule: messenger RNA, 1266 nt
Organism: Spinacia oleracea (spinach)
Lineage: Eukaryota; Viridiplantae; Streptophyta; Magnoliopsida; Caryophyllales; Amaranthaceae
Product: cysteine-rich receptor-like protein kinase 5
Exons: 6
Coding region: 1-1266 (421 amino acids)
Biological process (GO): protein phosphorylation
Cellular component (GO): plasma membrane
Molecular function (GO): protein serine/threonine kinase activity; ATP binding
Source: RefSeq, a predicted model, not a curated record